AGGGAGCGAGAUCGGGCAUGAGAUAAGUCCGCCUGGGGCAAUGCCUGGGGGCGGGGAGAGGCUGUCUGUGGGGCUCCCCGCCGCCUCUGGCUGUAGCCGUCUGGGGCUCCUGGCGUUGCCCCGGGCUCGCUGAGGCUGGGCUGGCUGUACCACCGCGCAGGUUGCCAAGGUCCCGUGGGGCUCCCCCCGCCAGAGGUUUCCGUGACAAGCUGGGGGGAGGGCUCCCCCCUCCCGGCCCCGCUGUUCGGCCUGAGCUGGGAGGGGAGCGGUUGGUUGCCUUGGCGUUGUCCCCUCUUUCAAACUGCCCGUCAGCCUCCCGUCCUUUCCGUCCUGGCGAAGGCCCCUUCCUGCCUCUGAUGGGUUCUGCACCCAGGGGAGAUUCUGGCUGCACAGCUGAGUGGCUGGCUCGGGGCUUGUCAGUAUCUUCAGAGACAGGCUGGCACAGUCACCCUUUGCACAUCGCAGGUGAUAUAAGAGUGAAAUUCCUUAACACAGGCUCCCUGUCAACACCUGUUACAUACACUCCCUGACUCUUCUGCCUUUGUUUACACUGAUCGCUUUCUGCCACUGAGACAGAUCUGGAGUGAAAAGCUAAAGAUGCUGCUGUUCUUCCGUAAAAGGAAACCCAGUGAUGAGGCCCGGAAGCGCCUUGAAUACCAAAUGUGCCUGGCAAAAGAAGCUGGUGCUGAUGACAUUCUUGAUAUAUCUAAAUGUGAACUCUCCGAGAUUCCUUAUGGCGCUUUUGCAACAUGUAAAGUUUUGCAAAAAAAGGUGCUGAUUGUUCAUACAAAUAAUCUAACAUCUCUGGUUCCAAAGUCCUGCAGUCUCCUGAAUCUCAUAACUGUGAAGGUUUUAGAUCUCCAUGACAACCAGCUGACAUCGCUUCCUGAUGAUAUUGGCCAGCUGACAUAUCUCCAGGUCCUAAACAUUGAAAGGAAUCUCUUAAAAUCUCUUCCAUGGUCUAUAGGGGACCUCGCCCAGCUCCAGACCCUCAAUGUGAAAGGUAAUAAGCUGAAGGAACUGCCUUCUACCCUGGGUGACCUGCGCAGCUUGCGCACCCUUGAUGUCAGUGAGAACCUGCUGCAGGAAUUGCCCCAGGCGCUGGCUCACAUCCGCACGCUGGAGAUUCUGACGCUGGAUGCUUCGUCCAUGACCUACCCGCCAUAUGAUGUUUGCAGUGCUGGCACAGAGUCUGUCCAGCAGUUCCUGUGCAAAGAGUCGGGAAUCAAAUACUGCCCUCCCUCCCAGUAUCUUCUUCCGGUGCUGGAAAGUGAUGGAGGAGAAACAUCAGUGGAUGGUGUCGACAGACGUGUGCAUAAAUACAUGGAGGAAGAGAGUGAGUGGCAGAACAAAUUCUUGGAUUAUGAGAAGAGGAAGGAAGAGAAGAUGCUGGAGAAGCUGGAUUUCGAGCGUCGCCUGGACAUGGGGCAGAGGGAGCAUGCUCAGCUUCUUCAGCAGAGCAGCAGUCAGAAGGAGGAGAUUCUGCAGACUGUGAAGAAGGAGCAGGUGAGGCUGGAGAAAGGUCUGACAAAGCAUCAGCGCAACCUGGAGGGAGAGCACCUGAAGCUGCUGGAGCAACUGAAGCAAACGGAGCAGGGCAUUGCCAGCCGAAUUCAGAAGCUUCUGGAGGAGAAUCGGAGGCAGAAACAAAGUUCAGAAAUUUUGAAAUCCCUGGAGAACGAAAGAAUAAGGAUGGACCAGCUGAUGGCAAUAACGCAGGAGGAGACAGAGCAGCUACGCAGAAGGGAAGUGGCCUCUGCCAUGCAACAAAUGCUGGCGGAGAGCUACAAGAACAAGCUCAUCCACAUGACCUCCGAAUCUCGAAGGCAAGACCUCGUCAACCAGGCCUGCUCCAGCCUGGCAGAGAUGGAUCAGAAGUUCCAACAAAUCCUGGCUUGGCAACAGCUGGAUCAGAACAAGGCCACUAGUCAGAUCCUGGAAGAGAGUGAAAUGCAGAAAGCGGCCUUUGAAGCCCUUCAGGUGAAGAAGGAUCUCUUGCACCGGCAGAUCAGGAACCAGAUUAAGUUAAUAGAAACAGAGUUAUUGCAGCUGACACAGCUGGAGUUAAAGAGGCAAGAACUGGACACAGAGACACUGCAGGAGGUGAUCACAGAGCAACGCCGAGCCCUGAGCUACAUGCUGCAGCAGCUGCUCAAGGAGAAGAAGCAAAGGGAAGAGGAACUGCAACAAAUCCUGCUGGAGAUGGAGGCAAAAAGUGAAACGAAGCAGGAGAACUACUGGCUGAUCCAGUAUCAGCGCCUGCUGAACCAGAAACCUCUCUCACUGAAACUCCAGGAGGAGGGCUUGGAGAGGCAGCUGAUAAACCUGCUAAUCGAACUGUCGGCUGAACAGUACGUACCAAUCUUUGCCCAUCAUCGGCUGUCGCUGGAAAUGCUCAGCACCAUGACCCUCAGCGACCUGGCAAAGAUUGGAAUCACAGAAACUGGCCUGCAGCGCGCGAUCCUCAGGCGAGCCCAGGAGAUCCUGGCUGUGGCUAAAACAAUCCCAGAGCUGCUGAAGAGCACUGAGACCAAGGGCCCUGCUGCCCCAGAGCCGAGCGCCCCCCUUGAAGAAACCCUCCCUUCUGCACCCCAGCUGGAGCUGGACGAGAGGAAGUCUGAGUGCGUGGUCUGCAUGGAACAGGAGGCCCAGAUGAUCUUCCUGAACUGUGGCCAUGUGUGCUGCUGCCAAACAUGCUGCGAGACCCUGCGCAUCUGCCCCCUCUGCCGCAAAGACAUCGUGCAGCGCAUCCGCAUCUUCCACAGCAGCUAGCCAGGGAGCAGCUGCUGGGCUCUUGGGGCUGGAGGGGCCAUCAGCUGGGAAGGCCUGCUGCCCAAGGCUCCUCGGAGGCCUGGGUGGGUGUCAGAUCUGCUCAUCCCCAUGCCACAGCGUAUCAACCGCCCCUCCCAAUGUCAUGUGUACACUUUGCACUGCUCAGAGCCUGUGACUGUGAGGCUGCUUUGGGGAGGACUGGAAUGUGCACUGUCCCCUCAUGUCCUGGGGGGGGGAGGGGUAACUCCGGGGCUGAAUGUUCUCAUAUGCUCUUGUAGGCAUGUUUAGCCACACCCCUCUUCCCCCCACAGUAACCCCUGCAAUCGCCCCCUGUGCUAUGCAGAUGGAAGCAGACGCUGCUGAGUGACUCAUGGUCUGUCUCAAGUCCCCAUGAGUGUCGGUGGAUUUCUGCCUCCCUUGCCUUGCCUGUCUGUGUGCUCCCAAGAUGCCUGGGGGGCUGCAAGCCCGUCCCCUCCCUGUCUAAUGUAUUUAUUUGCCUUCAGCAACAUGAUCCACUACACUGUUUCCUCCAAGCCAGAGAAGACUGGUUCAGUCAGUAGCUUCCUUUUGUGCUCUGAGUACCUCCCUUUCUGCAUGGACCCGGGCACUUGGGAAACCAGAGCUCCUCCAGGGGGUGCUGUUGCUGGGAAAGGACAAGCACUUGGCAGCAAGCAUGGGAUUCUCUGGGAGCCCUGUCAGGCCCUCACAACCCGACUGCUCCAAGCCCUCACACUCCUGCACCGGAGGGAUCUGACCCUUAACCAGCUGACCAUGCUGGGAGAACCAUGAUUAGCACCCCCAACACACACACUUUAACCCAGCUCCCAUUGCAGGGGGAGGGCCCGUGUGUCUGCUGGCAAGGAGCUGUCUGUCAGGUUGGAUCUGCUAGCUAGACAUAGUGGGGGCUGGUUCUGAAUUUAAGUGGCUGCUCCAGUCUUGCACCUUGGACUGCAGGCUGAUAGCGCAGGUCAGGCAUGGACUGGGAGGGCCCACUCCUGUCACUGGGUUUGGGGAGGGACAAACCAAGUAGCAUCCGGCAGCGAUGUGACUGGAGAACUUGCAGAUGACCCUGCAGGAUGGGGCCCACAGCUGCUCUGCACAGGUGGUCCCGCUGGAAUUGUGGGGCCAUUUGUCCAGCCCUGCCAGGUCCUGGCUGAAAAUAAAUGUGCAUCUCCGA
This is a messenger RNA of Chrysemys picta bellii (western painted turtle), 3949 nucleotides long. RefSeq names its product leucine rich repeat and sterile alpha motif containing 1 (gene LRSAM1). Gene Ontology annotation, molecular function: protein binding. The record is from RefSeq and is a predicted model, not a curated record. NCBI's taxonomy places the organism in Eukaryota, Metazoa, Chordata, Testudines, Emydidae.